This is a messenger RNA of Exophiala spinifera, 1806 nucleotides long. RefSeq lists its product as uncharacterized. Gene Ontology annotation, molecular function: dipeptidyl-peptidase activity. The record is from RefSeq and is a predicted model, not a curated record. Lineage: Eukaryota; Fungi; Ascomycota; Eurotiomycetes; Chaetothyriales; Herpotrichiellaceae. The transcript has 3 exons. Bases 1 to 1806 code for a protein of 601 amino acids.
AUGAUAGCACAACCAUCCACGGGGUUGGAAAUCAUUUACUGCGACGGAGGUAGCGUGGAAAACAACCCAUAUUAUCCUGGAUUCAAACCAGAGACCAAGAUUCUACCGCGCGGCUCCAUUCUCAAGGAGGGAGCUUUGGCACUUCCUUGCGACAUUCUCUUUGAACGCGACAUCUCGGUCUAUUUACGUGAUGGAACAACGAUAUAUGUCGACCUAUACCGGCCUCCAGGAUGUGAUGUCCAAAAAGUGCCUGUCAUCGUGUGUGCCGGUCCCUUUGGCAAGCUGGGAGGAUUCAACAGAGCCGUUUUCGAUAAGAUGCCAUAUCGCAUGGGCGUACCACAAUGCACAGUGAGCUCGCUGGAGAAGUUCGAGGGGCUGGAUCCGGCAUACUGGUGUUUACACGGCUAUGCGAUUGCUCAUCCUGACGUGCGUGGUUCCUGGAUGUCGGAAGGAGAUGCACAUCUCAACUGUACACUCGACGGUCAAGAUGGUUAUGACCUGGUGGAAUGGUUGGCUUCCCAGGAUUGGUGCAAUGGAAAGGUGUCGUACGCUGGCAACUCGUGGCUUUCGCAAACCCAAUGGUUUAUUGGUGCCGAACAGCCGCCUCACUUGGCCUGUCUGGCGCCCUGGGAGGGCUGGAGUGAUCUCUACAAUGACGAUGUCAUGCGAGGGGGGAUUCCUGCCCCGGAAUUUCAACAGAAUAUUCUGAACGAGUCCUCACCCUGUCGUGGGAAGGCCGAGGAUGUCACAGCCAUGUCUGCAAAGUAUCCUCUGUGGAACGAGUACUGGGAAGACCGGAAAGCCAAGCUAGACCGCAUCACUGUUCCAAUGUAUGUCGUGUCAAGUUGGACCAACCUGCUACAUACGCGCGGCACCUUCAAGGGCUAUCUGGGAGUGUCAACUCCCAAGAACGAGAAAUGGCUCCGUGUGCACAACAGCCAUGAGUGGCCGGAUCUGUACUACCCCCAAAAUACCGAAGAUCUUCGCAAAUUCUACGACUACUACCUCAAGGGCAUCGAGAAUGACUGGAUCUACACUCCGAGAGUUCGAAUGUGUGUCUUGAACCCCGGUGGGACCGACUUGAUCAACCGGCCAGAGGAGGACUUUCCCUUAGCUCGUGAGCUUCCAACAAAGAUGUUCCUGCAUUGCAGCAAUGCUAGCCUCCAGAUGAGUGCACCUGUGGCGGACUCUUCUUCAACCGCGUUUGACGCCCGAACAGGCAAGGCUGAAUUCUUCUACACCUGUUCAGACGAUAUGGAGUUGACAGGCUUUUUUUCUCUGAAACUCUGGGUGGAGGCUGUUGGCACCGACGAUCUGGACCUUUUUGUCAAAGUGUCCAAGCUUGGUGCCGACGGGGAGUUGCUCGAGACCACAUGUAUCGACGCAGGUUAUCUACAGCCUAAUCCGGAUGCAGAACGACGGAAGGUUUUCGAGGGACAUCGGGCUGGAAGCAAGGCGUACGAUCUAUUCUUCUCCGAAGGGUCAACGGGGAGGUUGCGGGUAAGCCAUCGCGAGCUCGACAUGACGAAAUCGACCCCGAGUCAACCAGUCUAUACGCACCGCAGGGAGGAGAAACUCCGAAAUGGCGAGAUCGUUCCUGUAAUAAUCGAGAUGUGGCCGCAUGGCAUGCUUUGGAGACGCGGCCAGGUGCUCAAGUUGACCGUUGCGGGUUAUAACACGAGACCUGAGCAUACACCGAUGCUGAAGCCACCCACAUACAACAAGGGAACCGCCGUGAUACAUACAGGUGGGGUGUACGACUCACAUCUGCUAGUACCGCUGAUUCCAGCCACCAAGCAGCAGUAA